This is a messenger RNA of Gekko japonicus, 507 nucleotides long. It is a transcript of the gene SEBOX, whose product is annotated as SEBOX homeobox. The transcript has 4 exons. The record is from RefSeq and is a predicted model, not a curated record. Bases 1 to 507 code for a protein of 168 amino acids. NCBI's taxonomy places the organism in Eukaryota, Metazoa, Chordata, Lepidosauria, Squamata, Gekkonidae. Gene Ontology annotation, molecular function: DNA binding.
AUGGGCACAGCCGAGGCGCCUCGCUUCCUGCCUUACGCCUUCCCCGACGGGGCGGCGGGCGAGCUGGCGGCGGAGCAUGGAAUGGGGAGCCUCCCGUGCCCCAGGACGGAGCGAGGCAGCUGGGCCGGCGGGCCCAGGAAGAGGAAGCGGACCACCUUCAGCCGGGGCCAGCUGAGCCAGCUGGAGCGCGUCUUCGCCGCCCUGCCCUACCCGGACAUCGGCACCCGGGAGCGCCUGGCCGAGCUCACGCAGCUGCCCGAAGCCAAGAUCCAGGUCUGGUUCCAGAACCGGCGCGCCCGGAGGAUCAAGAACAGCCCCGCGGUGGAGCCGCCCGCCUGCGCGCCGGGCCCGCCCCCUCGGUGGCCGGACGAGGAGGAGGAAGGCGCGGCCGUCUGGACCGCGCUGUCCAGCUGCUGGGACGCCUUCCCCGGGCCGCCGACCUCCCUGGGCUCCAUCUCCGACCUCAUCUACAGCGCCGCGCUGGUGGCCAACCUGGGGGAGCUCUAG